Messenger RNA from Ornithodoros turicata, 1349 nucleotides. RefSeq lists its product as uncharacterized. The record is from RefSeq and is a predicted model, not a curated record. The coding region runs from base 74 to 1108 and encodes 344 amino acids. The transcript has 9 exons. Gene Ontology annotation, molecular function: L-galactose dehydrogenase activity. NCBI's taxonomy places the organism in Eukaryota, Metazoa, Arthropoda, Arachnida, Ixodida, Argasidae. Gene Ontology annotation, cellular component: cytosol.
ACGGAGGCUUCCGAUAGAACGAAACGCUCUUUCGGAACUGUGCCAGAACGCGUCACCGCGGAGAUAAAUAACGAUGGCUCUCCCGGAGACGUUUUGCGCCGCGUUUCAUGACUGCGAAAAAGUGAUCAAGAUGAAAUACACGUCGUUUGGUGCCACUGACCUCACAGUUUCAAAGAUAGCUCACGGAUGUUCGGGACUGGGUACCUUGACGGAUGAUGCGACUCAAAGUGCGGCUAUUGAAGCUGUGCACGAAGGCCUGCGUUCGGGCAUCAACUACUUGGACACAGCUCCCUGGUAUGGGCACGGUAAGGGUGAAACGCUCCUCGGCAAGGCUCUAGAAGGCGUUCCUCGGUCGGUGUACCAUAUUGCUACCAAGGUGGGUCGAUACGAAGCAUCCUACGACCGCAUGUUUGACUUCAGUGCUCGAAGGACGCAGCGUUCGGUCCAGGAAAGCCUGCAGCGAUUGGGGCUAAGAAGCUUCGAUGUCUUACAGGUACACGACGUGGAGUUUGCACCGAGCGUAGACUACAUCAUUGAAGAAACGCUUCCCGUAUUGGAGUCCCUGAGGCGAAACUGUAUUACAAGGUACAUCGGCAUUACCGGGUACCCACUCAGCACUAUAAGAGAAAUAGUCGAAAAGAGUCCCAUAAAAAUAGACAUGAUACUGUCCUACUGCAGGGGUACUCUGUUCGACGAUACUCUCCAAAGCCAUGUCAGUUUCUUUGAGGACCGCGGCUUGGGAAUAGCUAACGCUGCAGUAUUAGGCAUGGGGUUACUCACACCAGGACCACUACCUUCGUGGCAUCCAGCGCCGGAAGAGAUUCGUGAGGCUUGUUGCAAUGCCCAGCGGUACUGUCAGAACCUUGGAAUUAACCUGGAGAAGCUCGCUUUGUGGUACAGCAUGAACCACUUCCAGGGAAUUCACACUACGGUCGUCGGCAUGACAACGCCCGAAAUGGUCCGACAAAACUUGGACUCAAACACGAUCAGUACACGGGAACAAGAGGCUCUAAAUCACAUCCUUGAAAGGUAUUUUGCGCCACUUCAACUGAGACACUGGGAAGGACGAGAACUGGCGAAGGUGCGCUCAAAACUAGCGAAAAGGUGAAUGAGAAUCUUGUGGCAAUCGUAGCAUCCUUCACCACGUGUUCAAGACGUCGCCAAGAGGCAGCUCAUGUUAUACGCCGAGGUGAAAUUUCCUGAAAGGGGUUUCUCUGUCGAACCGGUUGGUGAUUCCACGGCAUGGUCCUGACGCGCUGUAAGGCACAACACUUAGGGUUGCCGAGAUGUUACAGAAAUAUACACUUAUGUACCUUUACUUUUGAAUAAAAAAGCUGCAAAUAAGUUUA